Molecule: messenger RNA, 7443 nt
Organism: Ylistrum balloti
Lineage: Eukaryota; Metazoa; Mollusca; Bivalvia; Pectinida; Pectinidae
Product: lysine-specific demethylase 2B-like
Exons: 17
Coding region: 67-4248 (1393 amino acids)
Biological process (GO): regulation of transcription by RNA polymerase II; protein demethylation
Molecular function (GO): zinc ion binding; protein binding; transcription coregulator activity
Source: RefSeq, a predicted model, not a curated record
UAUUUCUUUCUCCAGACUUAAAAAUCGGAGUAUUACGUGAUGUGAAAAUUAACUGCGGCCCUAACUAUGGCAGACAGCAACGAAGCUGGAAGGAAAUUGAGAGCUAAGGAGAGGAAGACAUACACUGAUGAGGACCUUGAUGAUGACGACAUUGAGGGAAAGAGGGCCUUCAACUUGGAGGAGAAACUCCAGUCCAAGAAAUACAACAAAAACUUUGUCAAGGUCAUGAAAGGUCAUGAAUUGAACAUGAGUUACCUGCAGGCCAAUGGAUUGGAGGCACCCAUUGUGAUGUAUGACAAGACUGGACUAGGAAUGAGAGUACCGAGUCAGAACUUCCGAGUUAAUGAUGUAAAACAGUGUGUGGGAAGUAGGCGUGUCCUCGAUGUGAUGGACGUGACAACACAGAAGGGCAAGGAGAUGACUAUGAGGGAGUGGGUCCAGUAUUUCGAGAACCCAGAGCGGGAACGCCUCCUGAAUGUUAUCAGUCUGGAAUUUAGUCACACAAAACUGGAGAAUUAUGUGGAAUCUCCAACAUUGGUACGACAAGUCGACUGGGUGGAUACAGUUUGGCCACAAUACCUGAAGGAUUGUCAGACGGAGUCCACAAACAUCAUAGACAAAAUGAAAUAUCCAAAAGUACAGAAAUACUGCCUGAUGAGUGUGAAGGGCUGUUUUACCGACUUCCACAUUGACUUUGGCGGGACAUCUGUGUGGUACCACAUUUUACACGGCCAGAAGGUGUUCUGGUUGAUUCCUCCGACAGAGAAGAAUAUUGACAGCUAUAUAACCUGGACAUUAUCAGGGAAACAAGGAGACUUCUUCCUCGCUGAUCAUGUAGAGGGAUGUCAAAGAAUAGAGCUCAACGAGGGUUACACUUUUAUCAUACCAUCUGGAUGGAUCCAUGCUGUAUACACUCCUAAAGAUUCUCUAGUGUUUGGAGGUAAUUUUCUCCAUAGCUACAACAUCGUGAAUCAACUGCGUGUAUCCGAGGUUGAAGAUAAGACUCAUGUGCGUCAGAAGUUUCGUUACCCUUUCUAUGCAGAGAUAGCCUGGUAUGUUCUUGCUCAAUAUCUCAAGUGUGUCACUGGGAAAGAAUAUCUUAACCUUCGGAAGCCUCCUGAAGAGAAGGAGUCUGAGGACAUCAACAUGGAAACGUUCUCAAAUGAUGACGAUUCACGCCCACCGUCAAGGUGUUCUCAGGAAAAUGGAUGUGUCGAUAAUAAACCUGUUGACUUGAAGGAUGUGAUAGCUCCAGGCACUCCCAAAAUGGCCAAGAGUGUUACUAUUGAAUUGACACGAAUCGACCAAUCACCAAUUAAACGAUCACAGAGUGACGAUGAGUGUAGUACACCUGGUAGACGACGAUCACCAAGGAAGUCUUCGUCAGACAGCUGUAGUUCAGCGGACACAGAAAUAUAUGAAAGACCUGAUGAAAUGGUUGUGGACAAUUUAAAUGAUGUUGACAAUGACAAGGACAAGAAGGUAGAAAAAGCUGUCUUUAGUGGUGUGAGUAAGAUGGAGGUAGCUAGUGCUGAUGUGAGUGAGGUGACUGGUGUAAGUGGUUCCAAGUCAGGAAAGUGGGUACAUCUGACAAAGUGGGAGCUACAAGGACUGCGCACAUUAAUUGAAUGGCUGGAGGGACUAGCACCCACCAAAAAGGGAGUUCCAAAAGAACUUUUGGAGCCAGACACUGUGCUAAAUGAAGCUAAGCAACUGUUAUUGGACCAUGCUGAAGAUAACCCUGCCUUAGCUGUCACUGGUGAACCUGUACUAUUCUGGCCUCCCUCCAAAAAGAAAAUUAAACCAAAAGUGAAACUAUCUGGGCCAAAGAAGGCUGCAGGGAAAGGCAGUCCAUCGUCAGGUGUUCGUCGGCGCAGGACACGGUGUAAGAAAUGUGAGCCAUGCACCAGGAAUGAUUGUGGGGAGUGUAAUUUCUGCAAAGACAUGAAGAAGUACGGUGGACCUGGGAGGAUGAAACAGUCAUGUAUCAGUAGGCAGUGUCUAGCACCUGUUAUCCCCCAUGCUGCUGUGUGUAUGAUCUGUGGGAAGGAUGACCGUAUCAAGGAGUCGGAGGGUUCAGACGAGACCAUCACAACACUGAUGGAGUGUGGGAUAUGUUGGGAGAUCGUUCAUCCGCCCUGUAUCAGACUAAAAUUUGAGAACUUGGACAACAAUGGUAAAGUAAAUGAGGACCUGCCAAACAGCUGGGAGUGCCCUAAGUGUUGUCACGACGGGAAGCAAGGACAGCUCAAGCCAAGGAUCUUUAAGGGUGUGGGUAAGAUAGGUAAGGGAGGUGAAGCCGCAAUGUCAUGUGACUCGCCUUGUAUGGAGACCAAUCACAUGAUCAAGACGGAGGAUGAGGAUUCAUCUGAGGGCAAAAGAGUAACAUCACGCCAGUCACCUCUGAUUGAGAACACAGACCACAAGCAUGAAGACAUGGAGAUGGAUGAAAGCAACAUUGAGACAGAGGAAGAAGAGGUUACACCCAAGGGAGAUAACUUGAAAGAUAUAAAGAGAAAAAAGACAAUUAAAACAAGUUUAUCUAAGGGAAACUUGAAAAAGGGGCGUAGUCCCUUGAAGAAAGUAAAAUUGAGAAGAUUAUCAGGUCAACAAAUCCCACAAAGACGACCUCUUCACUCCAUUAUGACUAAGCGAAAAUCUCCUGGUCAGCUCAAGUCUCCUGUUCAGCUAAAACCUACAAGUAAACUCAAAACUGCUGGUCAACUCAAGCUUAAAAAAUCUCCGGUCAAAAGGAAGCGAGACCAACUGAUUGACAGCCUAAGUCCUCGGGAACAGUUGGUGGGUAUUCCAGUUAUAACACGCUCAGGCAGGACGGUGAAGAAGUCGCCUCAGCUGACAGACGAAAACAUGUCAUCUGACAUACCACGGAAACGUGCCCGACGUGAGGGUCUGUCUACACCUACCGGAUCACCAAAACAUGCCCAAAAGACGAGACACUCGAGUCAGUCGCCUGGUGGUGGUGUUGGUGGUAGUGGAAAGCUCCGCCCAAGACCUCACAAUAGCUCUCCCGGGGGGUCGGGGGUUCAGGAUACUCCCGAGGGCGUUGGGCGCACAAAAAAGACGCCCAGAAAAAUGCUAAUGUACGCGGGAGGUAAUGCAACUGGUCAAAAAGAAACUACGCCUUCGACUCGACAAACCGUCGGUGUAGGAUCGGGCGUAAAAAGGAAGAAGCUAGCGGCGAAGGCUGUGGCAGGUGGGUCCGGAUGUUUGUCUCUCAACAUUCGUUCUGCGGCGCAGCUCAGAGGUGCCACGGGUGGUCAGACUGGCAAAAGUUCAACCCAGUCUGGUAAAGGAAGUGCAGCAUUUAUGUGUGGAAAGAGCAGUGGGGCAUUUGAUCCUUCACAGUUUAACUUGAAGGAGCCUAAGCUUGUAUUAGAGCGGUACGUAAUUAGACCAGCACCACCGUCUCCUCCGCCAGAUCAUCUGGAGCUGAAUACCGGUCGCAAACACGUCCUAAAGAGGAUGAUGUGGCUGAAGAUAUUUUCUUACCUGUCUAGUUCCGACCUUGUCCGAUGUAUGGCAGUCAACAAGAUGUGGUACCGCUGGUGCCUUCACCAUACACUCUGGAUGUAUAUAGACAUCAGCAAUAGGAGAGUAUUACAGACGCAUCUCAUCGGCAUUGUUAAGAGGCAACCUUUCUCACUAAAACUCGAUUCUGUUACUAUGACACAGAUGCAGUUGUCAUGGUUACUCGCACGCAUUCCACAAUUAAAGGAGGUGUCCUUGGCGUCUUGUUCCUGGGCUACUGUUAGUGCCCUCUGUCUGUCCUGUCCACUCCUGGCAUCUCUCAAUCUCAACUGGGUGUCGGGUCUGUCUGAGGAUGGGUUUCAAGACAUCAUCACCCCUCCAACAGAGCGAAUACCAGGCAUGCAGGACGUCAGUCGUCUGCAUUGCCUUAAAGUGCUGUGCUUGGCGGGCACUGGAAUCACGGAUUCAUCUCUAGCUUUGAUGGCAGAGCAUCUGACAAGAAUGGAGAACUUGGAUCUUAGCUACUGUACUAAACUUUCAAAUGCAGGUAUGGAGGUGCUACUGUCGCCUCAUUGGUCAAUUCAUAAGACAAUAAAAAAGAUGGACCUCUCUGGUUGUCGGCGGAUCACGGAAGCCGUCCUCGACCUCCUUUCCGCAUGUAACAAGUUGCGACUUGUUGUUGCCCGAAAUUGCACAGGUAUCUCAAAAAACCAGUUCGUGAAGGCAUCGUCGUCAUCGAAUAUAACUUAUAUCACGUGAUAUAUCAUGUAGAUUUGCCGGCAUGUAAUGCAUCGGUCGGAACUGUGUCGUCGACAUCCAACAUCGCGAGAUAUCCCAUUACUUGUGUUACAUGAUACAUGACAUUAAAAGACCUAAUCAUGAUGCAUUUUGAAAAUGUGCCGUAACCAUCCAACAUCACCAAUCAGGUGAUACUAGAAACCAUAGACCUACACGUGAUGCAUAUUUAGCUAACCAUCAUCAAAUGGUGGAUGUUUCAAAUCUCCCUACGUCAGUUGUCAGUCCGUUAACUAUUCUCGUUAUGGCUGUUUCUUGGGAAGUACUCAACCAAAUUUUCUCAAAUUUCACAUAAAUAUUCCCUAUAGUCCCUAGUUGUGCACUCUUGACUUGGAACUGACGAGAAAAACAAAUUGGCUGAUAGGCGACUAUCUAAGUUUUGACAAUACAGUAUUUUUAUUGCUUUUUCUCGAGAAGAACUCGAUGGAUCUUUUUUUUAAUUUUGAAUUAUGUUUCCUGUAGUCCUCAGAUUUUUAAACUUACGAGAAGAACAAAAUGGCUGGCAGGCGGUCAUUUUUUAUUUAUGCAAUGAAUGUUAUCGUUAUUUCUUAAGAAUUACGAGUUGAAAUUUUCAGAAUCUAUGUAUGUAGGUUCCCGUGGGUCCUAUGCCCUUUUCAAGUUAGAAUUGAUCUGGGGUGGGGGGAUAGCUGACAGGCGACCAUCUUCGAUUAAAAAUUAGUAUCACUAUUCCUUACGAAGUCUUGUUUUAAUUUUAAAUUUCGAAUUAAGAGCAAGAACCGAGAAAAGUAUAGGAAAGAGUAGAAAAGGUAAAACUUGUAAAGAACAAACAAUGGUGGGCGCCAAGAUCCAUCCGGGAUCUCUUGUGUAAAUGUGCCGUUACCAUCCAACAUUAUGUAAAUCACGUGAUACCAGAUGUCAUAGACCUACAUGUGAUGCAUUUUGUAAAUGUGUCGUCAUCAUCCAACAUUCGUACAUCACGUGAUUCAUCAUGUAAAUGUUCAUUGUAUUGUCAUCAAUAGCCUACACAACAUGCAUUUUUUAAAGAUUUCGUCAUCAUCCAACAUUACACAAACCACGUGAUACAUGUAUGGUAAAAUGUGUUAUGCAUUCAAAGUACAAUGUAUUUAUAACAGUAAAAUGUGAAAAAUAAGGUUUUGUAGAAUAAUACGCACACAAACACCUGUCGGAACUGCCAUGAAUCAUUUGGAAAGUUAAGAUUUAAUGAUGUUGGUACCUUUAAGUUACUUUUGAAUUAUGUUUUCAUAUAAUGAUCAUAUUUAAAGGAAAGCCAGCUACUUGAACCCGCUGUGUAUUCCGUCUCCAGCGAAGCUAGCGAUGUGUACUGAAAUGGACUCGGGCCAUCCGUCCGGAUAUCUAGGAACGAAUGAACGGAACACUACUUAGUGUUUAUGUUAGGGAUGGUUUAUAUCGCCUACGUUUCAUGCUUUACCUGAAAAAAAUAUAGUAAUUGCGCAUAUCAUAUAUGGGGAAAGUGUAGAAAUCUCAUGCAUCGGUGAGUUGUGUAACUUGGGUUGGAGAAUGAGAGACUGCUUCUUGCGAAUGCUGAGUUCGACCUACUUUUUAUUCUUCAAUGUCAUAGUUCGAAAUCUGGUGUAGAAGGAAACUAUUUGGAAAUCUUGUACUCGGUUAUGUGUUGCGUUGGAUGAAUUCUCUGAGCGGGAAACAUCAAUCCUGAAUGUUUGUACCAAUAAGGUAUAGUUAUAGGAUGGACAGUCUCGCAUUGUGUAUUUGGGUGAAUAUUUUCCGGAUACAAUGGUAAUAGUAUGGACAGUUUCGCAUUGUGUAUUUGGGUGAAUAUGUCUAGGGUACAAUAAUGUGGACGGUCUCGUACGCCGUAUUUGGGUGAACAUGUCUAGGGUACAAUAAUGUGGACGGUCUCGUACGUUGUAUUUGGGUGAAUAUGUCUAGGGUACAAUAAUGUGGACGGUCUCGUACGCUGUAUUUGGGUGAAUAUGUCUAGGGUACAAUAAUGUGGACGGUCUCGUACGUAUAUGUGGGUUGAAAUGUCAAGGGCUACUAAUCAGGAUGUUAUCGGAUGUUGUAUUUGGGUAGAGAUGUCUUCUGUCCUAUUUUGGGUGGAGGUGUCUAGAAUCCAGAAGUCUGGGCGAUCUCGUACGUUGUAUUUGGGGGACAGUCGUGUUGGAGUUACUUGCCCUUUGUGAUAUGUUUAUACGGUUAAAGUAUUAAUGUUAACAUUUAAAUCAUUAUUCUGAAUUAUGUAGAUAUAUUUGCGUUGCUUACUUUCAUACCUCCGAGUACAUGUCAUCAAACAAUGUGUUAAUGUAUACAUCGACAUCUCCGUGGUGACGGUGGUACUUUGACCUAAAAUAUCAAUAUUACGGAUAUAAUCUAUAAACAGCUAUGGUUUCAGUUAUUGUUCCAAGGUGAACUAUUUUUGUAAACAUUUAGUUUUCUGCCUAAGACGUAAGUAGAUCUUUCCCUGUCAGGCAGAUUUAAGUACAGAUGUUGUUUCCGAAUCAGGCAGAUUUAAGUACAGAUGUUGUUUCCCUGUUGGGCCGAUUUAAGUUCAGGCGUUGUUUCCCUGUCAGGCAGAUUUAAGUUCAGGCGUUGUUUCCGAAUCAGGCAGAUUUAAGUACAGAUGUUGUUUCCCUGUUAGGCAGAUUUAAGUACAGAUGUUGUUUCCGAAUCAGGCAGAUUUAAGUACAGAUGUUGUUUCCCUGUCAGGCAGAUUUAAGUACAGAUGUUGUUUCCCUGUCAGGCAGAUUUAAGUUCAGGCGUUGUUUCCGAAUCAGGCAGAUUUAAGUACAGAUGAUGUUUCCCUGUCAGGCAGAUUUAAGUACAGAUGUUGUUUCCCUGUUAAGCAGAUUUAAGUACAGAUGUUGUUUCCCUGUCAGGCAGAUUUAAGUUCAGGCGUUGUUUCCGAAUCAGGCAGAUUUAAGUACAGAUGUUGUUUCCCUGUCAGGCAGAUUUAAGUUCAGGCGUUGUUUCCCUGUCAGGCAGAUUUAAGUACAGAUGUUGUUUCCGAAUCAGGCAGAUUUAAGUUCAGAUGUUGUUUCCGAGUCAGAUUUAAGAUGACGUUUCCAUAUCGGGCCGAUUAAAGCCGUAUUUUCCAUUUCAACAAGAUUUGUGUAUUGACGUGUUAAUUGUUGCUCUUAUCCUGUAUCAGAUGUCAACAUCGGUAUGGUGAAGGAAAUAAAGUUCCAUAACGUUAGAAAA